Molecule: messenger RNA, 13338 nt
Organism: Saccostrea echinata
Lineage: Eukaryota; Metazoa; Mollusca; Bivalvia; Ostreida; Ostreidae
Product: mucin-5AC-like
Exons: 36
Coding region: 79-13137 (4352 amino acids)
Molecular function (GO): protein binding
Source: RefSeq, a predicted model, not a curated record
ACUCCCAUACCAAUUCCAGAAACAGAUAGAUUUGGUAACCCAGUUCUUGUGCCAAAGACAGAUUCUUAUGGAAAACCAAUGACUGAUGCCCAGGGACACACAAUAUUGGUUCCCAAACCAGCCACUCAAGGUAGUCCAACACCUUCACCACAAACAGAUGAAUUUGGCAAUCCUAUCUUGGUUCCAAAGACUGACUCCUAUGGUAAACCUAUGACUGAUGAACAUGGUCACACUAUCAUGGUACCACUGCCUGGUCAACAGAACACUCCUAUAGUUAUUCCACAGACAGAUAAAUUUGGAAAUCCCAUCUUGGUUCCAAGAACAGAUGAGUACGGAAGACCAUACACUGAUGAAUUUGGAAACACUCAGAUGGUUCCACUUCCUGAAAAACAAAGCAAACCUACACCAAAGCCUCAGACAGACAAGUUUGGAAACCCCAUUCUGGUGCCAAGAACUGAUGAAUAUGGAAAACCAUACACAGAUGCAUUAGGACAUACCCAAAUGGUGCCCCUUUAUGAAACCCAGAGUAUACCUACACCUAAACCACAAACAGAUGCAUUUGGAAACCCAAUACUGGUUCCACGUACAGAUGAAUAUGGCAAACCAUACACAGACGAGUUUGGAAAGACCCAGAUGGUGCCACUUCCUGAAACACAAGGAAUACCUACUCCAAAACCACAGACAGAUGCCUUUGGAAACCCAAUCCUUGUACCUAGAACUGAUGAAUAUGGAAGACCAUAUACUGAUGAAUUUGGAAAUACACAGAUGGUGCCACUGCCAGAAAAACAAAGCCAGCCCACUCCUGCCCCCAAGACAGAUAAAUAUGGCAAUCCAGUUCUCAUGCCAAGGACAGAUGAAUAUGGCAAACCUUAUACAGACAAGUUUGGACAUACACAGUGGGUUCCUGUGCCAGCAGGACAAGACAAACCAACUCCUAUACCAGAAACAGAUGCAUUUGGAAACCCAAUACUUGUUCCCAAGACUGAUGAAUAUGGCAAGCCAUACACAGAUGCUAAAGGAAACACAGUGAUGGUGCCAAAACCAUAUCACCAGGGUUCACCAACACCAGCACCACAGACUGAUGAAUUUGGAAAUCCCAUCUUUGUGCCUAAGACAGAUUCUUAUGGAAAACCAAUGACAGAUGCCAAUGGUAAUACCAUCAUGGUGCCACUGCCAGCAACUCAGGGACUGCCAACACCAAAACCACAAACUGAUGAACAUGGAAAUCCAAUCUUAGUUCCAAAGACUGAUUCUUAUGGAAAACCUAUGACAGAUGUGAAUGGUCAUACAAUCAUGGUUCCUUUGCCCGAGACACAAGGAGUGCCUACACCUGUGCCACAGACAGACAAGUUUGGAAACCCAGUCCUUGUACCAAAGACAGAUGAAUAUGGCAAGCCAUUCACUGAUGAACAUGGAAAUACUAUAAUGGUGCCUGCUCCUCCUUAUCAUCAUGAGAUGCAAACACCAGUACCAGAAACAGAUGAGUUUGGUAACCCCAUCCUUGUGCCAAGGACAGAUGAAUAUGGCAGACCAUACACAGAUAAGAAUGGUCAAACAGAGAUGGUUCCUAAGCCACAUUACCAGGGACAACCCACUCUAGAACCACUUACUGAUGCUCAAGGAAGACCAAUCCUUGUUCCAAAGACUGACUCCUAUGGCAAACCAAUGACUGAUAUACAUGGAAGCACUAUCUUGGUAACUGUUCCAGCUCCUGUGAAACAGCAUACCCCAAUGCCAGUGCCAGAGACAGACCGGUUUGGAAAUCCUGUGCUUGUACCAAAGACUGACUCCUAUGGCAAACCAAUGACAGAUGAACAAGGUCACACUAUACUUGUCCCAAAACCAUACAGUCAGACUCAGCCAACCCCAGCUCCUGAAACAGAUGAAUUUGGACAACCCAUCUUGGUUCCAAAGACAGACUCCUAUGGCCAUCCUAUGACAGAUGAGAAUGGUCAUACUAUCAUGGUACCUAAACCAGCAACACAAGGUCUUCCAACUCCUGCUCCUAAAACAGACAAAUUUGGUAAUCCAAUUCUUGUGCCUAAGACAGAUGAAUAUGGCCAUCCUUUUACUGAUGAGCAUGGUAACACAGUAAUGGUCCCAGUCCCUGAUGUACAUGGAACUCCCACCCCAGCACCAAUGACAGAUAAAUUUGGAAAUCCAGUGAUGGUACCAAAGACAGAUUCCUAUGGUAAACCUAUGACAGAUGAACAAGGCAAUACAAUGAUGGUUCCACUGCCAGAGAGUCAAAAAUUUCCAACUCCAAAAGUACACACUGAUAUGACAGCUGGACCUGCUCUCUUUGAGCCAAAGACUGACUCCUACAAUAAACCCAUGACUGAUGCACAUGGAAAUACCAUUAUGGUGCCAGUACCUCAGACAGCAGGAGUUCCAACUCUGGCUCCUCAGACAGACGAGCAUGGCAACCCAAUCAUGGUACCAAAAACAGACUCCUAUGGAAAACCAAUGACAGAUGCUCAGGGACAUACCAUUAUGGUACCAUUGCCAAUGCAGCAACAGAAACCAACACCAUCCCCACAAACUGAUAAAUUUGGAAAUCCCAUUCUUGUUCCUAAAACAGAUGAGUACGGACAGCCAUACACAGAUGAACAUGGCAACACUGUCAUGGUACCACUACCAGCCACCCAAAACAAGCCCACUCCUUCACCAAUGACUGAUCAGUUUGGUAAUCCAAUAUUAGUGCCCAGAACUGAUGAGUAUGGAAGACCAUAUACAGAUAAGUUUGGAAGAACUGAAAUGGUGCCUCUACCAGGAUACCAGGGAACACCAACUCCUGCUCCAGAGACUGAUCAAUUUGGAAAACCCAUCAUGGUUCCUAGGACUGAUGAAUAUGGAAGACCAUACACAGAUGAACAUGGACAUACUCAGAUGGUGCCCUUGCCAGCAUCUCAGUCUACACCUACACUGAAACCAGAGACAGACAUUUUUGGUCACUCUGUUUUGAAGAGAUGCUCAAUGAGUCACUGGUCACCCUAUCUCAACCGAGACAAACCUGACCUUGGCACAGGUGAUUUCGAAAAAAUGACUCCAGAAGAGCUCAGCGAUUUCUGUAAAGGUGGAAAUGUCACCAAGAUUGAGUGUAUGACAUCUGAUGGAAUUCCCAGCUAUAGCUCCGGUGAAGUAAUGACAUGUAACCUUCAGAAGGGCUUCUCUUGUGUUAACGCUGACAACUUCCCAGUGACUUGCUCCGAUUACAAAAUCAGAUACUUCUGUCAAUGCGAGGAGGGAUCUGUUCCACCAGAUUCCACCCCCACCAUUACUCCAUCCUUCAAACAAUGCGGCUGGUCUUCCUGGCUGAACUCUAACAGUCCCUCGGCCUCUCUGAACUCAGGUGAUUUCGAGUCCAUUUAUGACCUCAAGUCUAAAUAUGGACUCUGUAAGGAGAUCAGGCAGAUUGAGUGUCGUGUGGCAGACAGCAAGACCCCAGUAGCCAUUGCAGGGCAGGAGAGUGUAACUUGUGAUGCUAGAAAUGGUCUCCGUUGUUACAACCGAGACCAGCUCUCGGGCCGAUGUUAUGACUAUGAAGUCAGAGUCUUAUGCUGGGCUGACAAUUGUAAUCCUGACCUCCUGACUUCCCCAACAGCUGCCGUUGUACACCAAACAACUCCCAUCUGUGCCCCUGGUGAGGUUUAUGAGGCCUGCCCCUACCGCUGUAGUGACCUGUGUGAUGUCCUCUCUCGUCAGUCCGUGGCCUGUGGAGGUCAAACAACUGAUUCUUGUGUGCCUUACUGUAAACCAGCAGGUCUGACCUGUCGACCCGGCGAGAAGUUGAAGGACAAGAAUACCUGUGUCCCACAGACCCAGUGUCCUUGUAGAAUGCAGAAUGGAACCAUUGCUAGUCCUAUGGAGACCUGGACUAACCCUUAUGAUGAAUGUUCCACCUGUCACUGCUUCAACAAUACAGUUACCUGUACACAUGAUGAAAGCUGUAAGACCACUCCUGGUCCAACACCAGCCAACCCAGUGAAACACCCUGACUGUGAAUGGACCUACUGGAUCAAUAUGGAUACACCUUUAAGUGGAGAUGGAGAUCUAGAAACCAUUUCAAAGAUUCGCACUCUUCACCAGUUCUGUUCCUCACCGGUCCAGAUUGAGUGCCGAGAUGUCGAGACAAAAGUUGCCAGCUUGCAGGCAGGCCAGAGAACCACUUGUGAUAUCAACUCCGGAUUUAAGUGUCUCAACUGGGAGAAUAAUGGUCAUUGUCGCGAUUAUGAAGUCCGAUUCUACUGCCCUUGUGCAAGUACUCAAAGUCCGAGAAUAACUACCACUCCACCUUCAGCAAAGGCCAACAUUUGUGGUUGGUCUGACUGGAUUAACAUGGACAAUCCAUCUGUCAUGAAACCUGACAAGCCAUUCGCAGGGGACAUUGAAUCCAUGGCAGCCAUCCGAGAGAAGACAUGUGGGUAUGACAUCAUGACCAAGAUUGAAUGCCGCACUGCUGAGGGACACAUUCCCUCCGACAGGACCAAUGAGACCCUGUCCUGUGACAGAAUUCGUGGGUUGAGGUGUAAGAAUGCACUACAGACAGAUAAGAAGUGUAUGGACUAUGAAACAAGGGUGUACUGUGACUGUAGCAAUGUCACCACCACUGGCCCCACUCGACCAGGUGGCCACUAUGAAGGUAGCACCACCAAGACUGUGGAUGUGUGUGGUUGGACGGUAUGGAUGAACGGUCAUGCUCCAGAUAACAAUGGUGAGGUGGAACUAUUGUCAGAACUAGAGAAGGAAUGGCGAUUCUGCCACACAGACGAGAUCACAGCCAUAGAGUGUCGUGACAGUAUCACUGGGUUGUCUGUCAUGGAGUCUGGGCAGAGUGGAGUGAUUUGUGAUGUGAAUCAUGGUGGACUGAAAUGUGAUGCCACGAAGCAGACAGCUCAUGGUGGACAGUGUUAUGAUUAUGAAAUAAGGGUGUUAUGUGAACCUAAAGGUGUAAAUUGUGGUGGUCCAACAACAGAACCAGCUGCCACACCAAAGUUUGAGCCACUGACAGACUCUUACCAUAAGCCAGUGACAGACAAGGAUGGACAUACUAUCAUGGUACCUGUCAAGGAGACACAGGGCACUCCAACGGCUGUCCCUAUCACUGACAAGUUUGGAAACCCACUUCUGGUACCAAAAACAGAUGCAUAUGGUAAACCUGUUACUGAUAAGAAUGGAAAUACUGUAAUGGUCACUGUUUUGGAGCCCAUAAAAGGACCACAGGGUGUGCCCACCGCUGUACCAAAAACAGACAAGUUUGGCAAUCCAGUAUUAGUGCCUAAAACUGAUACUUAUGGCAAACCAAUGACAGAUGUCAAUGGACAUACAGAGAUGGUCACAGUGCUUGUUCCCAAUCCAAAUGGACAGAGCACUCCUAUGUUGGUGCCAAAGACUGAUGAAUCUGGAAAACCAAUUUUGGUACCCAAAACUGAUACUUAUGGCAAACCAGUGACUGACAUCAAUGGACAUACAGAAAUGGUCACUGUGCUUGUACCAAACCCAGAGGGCCAAAGUACUCCAAUGCUUGUGCCAAAGACUGAUAGAUUUGGUAACCCUGUCCUUGUACCCAAAACUGAUACUUAUGGCAAACCAGUGACUGACAUCAAUGGACAUACAGAAAUGGUCACUGUGCUUGUACCAAACCCAGAGGGCCAAAGUACCCCAAUGCUUGUACCAAAGACUGAUAGAUUUGGAAACCCAUUGUUGGUACCCAAAACUGACACAUAUGGUCAACCAUUGACAGAUAAAAAUGGACACACAGAGAUGGUUACAGUGUUAGUACCAGUACCAGGUAAUCAGUCCAAGCCAACCGCAGUACCCAAGACAGACAAGUUUGGAAACCCAGUGCUUGAACCUAAGACAGAUGCUUUUGGUAAACCAGUAACAGAUGCCAGUGGUAAACCCAUCAUGGUAACAGUGUUGGAGCCAGUCACUGAACCACAAGGCACACCCACUGCUAGACCCAAGACUGAUGAAUUUGGAAACCCAUUGUUGGUACCAAAAACUGAUGCCUUUGGCCAGCCAGUUACAGAUGUCAAUGGAAACACUGUGAUGGUUACAGUGUUGGAGCCAAUUCCACAAGGCACAAACACACCAAUGCUGGUUCCUAAAACAGAUGAACAGGGAAAUCCAGUUCUUGAACCCAAAACAGAUGCUUUUGGCAGACCUGUGACAGAUGUCAAUGGACAUACAGAGAUGGUUACAGUGAUGGUACCUGCACCAGGAAACCAAGCCAAACCAACGGCAGUACCAAAAACAGACAAGUUUGGAAAUCCAGUGCUUGAGCCCAAGACAGAUGCUUUUGGUAUACCAGUAACAGAUGCCAAUGGUAAACCAAUUAUGGUGACAGUAUUGGAGCCAGUAACUGAACCACAGGGUGUACCAACAGCAGCACCAAAAACUGACAAGUUUGGUAACCCAGUACUUGUUCCAAAAACAGAUGCCUUUGGAAAACCAGUCACAGAUGCCAAUGGAAACACUGUGAUGGUGACAAUAUUAGAACCUAUUCCACAUGGACAGGGCACACCAAUGCUUGUUCCAAAGACUGAUGAACAUGGAAAUCCAAUCCUUGUACCAAAGACAGACAUCUAUGGUCAGCCAGUUACAGACCAAAACAAGAACACUAUCAUGGUUACUGUGUUGGAACCAGUCACUGAACCACAAGGCACUCCUACUGCUAGACCAAAGACUGACGAAUUUGGAAACCCAUUGCUGGUACCAAAAACUGAUGCUUUUGGCAAACCAGUUACAGAUGUCAAUGGACACACAGUAAUGGUUACAGUGUUGGAACCAAUUCCACAAGGCACAAACACACCAAUGCUGGUUCCCAAGACGGAUGAACAAGGCAAUCCAGUUUUGGAACCCAAAACAGAUGCUUUUGGCAGACCUGUGACAGAUGUCAAUGGACAUACAGAGAUGGUUACAGUGAUGGUACCUGCACCAGGAAACCAAGCCAAACCAACGGCAGUACCAAAAACAGAUAAGUUUGGAAACCCCCUUCUUUUCCCUAAAACAGAUAAAUACGGACAUCCAGUGACAGAUAGCCAAGGUAGCACUAUACUAGUCACAGAAAUGGAGACCUUACCCACCACAACAGGACCCACUCCAACCACUACACCAGGAGUAGUGGUCACCACUUGUGCCACUUACUGGUCCAACUGGUCCAAUGUCAACCACCCUGGAGGCACAUUCCCAGGGGACAAGGAGCUCACCCCCAAAGAAUACACAGAUAAGACAGGGUUCUGCCGAGGUGGGUCUGUCACGAAGGUUGAGUGUUACAGUGUGGGAAUGGAUGCUCCAUCAUAUUCCAGUGGGGAGAUCUUGACAUGUGACACCACUGUGGGUCUGCAGUGUAAUGAUGCUGAUAACUUCCCCAUGCCUUGCACUGAUUACAAGAUCAGAUACUACUGUGACAUCUGCACUGCAGUGACUCCAGGCUCUAAUGAGACCCCUGUACCUUCCACCUCCAUCAGUGUGGGAACAAACACACCCAAACCCACUGCACCACUGGUUUGUGCUGAUGGAAACUCAGCCCAACUGCCCAUCCAUAUGGAUGACAGUCAGCUGUCCGCCUCUUCCAGUCUCCGCCCAGACUCUGGCCCUCAGAGAUCCCAUCUCGACAGCACAAGCUCUGCCCCCAUGACUGGAGGGUGGAUCCCUGCUACCAAUGACAAGAACCAAUGGCUGAUGAUCAGCUUCACAAAUCCUGAGAUCAUCUACGCUGUGUCUACUCGUGGCCUUGAUGGUCAACAGAAUUGGGUGACCGCAUACUAUCUGAUGUAUUCCAUGGAUGGAACAAACUUUACUUUCUACCAGGAAGAAGGACAAAGGAAGGUCUUCUCGGGUAACUUUGACUCAGCAACCACCUCCACACACACAGUGAAUCCUUUUGUUGCUAAAUACGUCAGAAUUGUUCCUGAGCGCUGGCAGGGUGGAAUUGGCCUUCGCUGGCAGCUGAUUGGAUGCAAAGCAUCACCAAUGACAGUGGUAACUGGCCAUGGAUCAACCUCAACCCCCUCUGCCACUCCAACCCAUGCCCCUGCCCCUCAGUGUGUAGAGAAAUGGUCAGCCUGGAUCAAUAAUAACAGUCCACUAAAACAGGGUGCUCUAGGAGACUAUGAAAAGAUGACUGCUUCAGAAAAGGCCCAGUUCUGUCCUGGUGGGAACAUCACUAAGGUUGAGUGCCAUGCUGUGGCUGGAGAUAUUCCUAGCUAUAGUUCUGGGGAGAUCUUAACCUGCUACCCUGAUCAGGGACUUAUAUGUAACAAUGCUGACAAUUAUCCAUUGGCGUGCUCUGAUUACAAGGCACGGUUCUUCUGUGGAUGUCCAGCUACACCGGCACCCACCACAUCUGGAACUGAUGCCAAUGCUAAGUCGACCAGUGCUCUACCAACAAAACCAGGUGGCCACGACAGCCACUCUACUACGACACCACCACCACCACCCUGUGUGGGCGGAUGGUCAUCUUGGAUCAACCAUAACAACCCAGCUAGCGGGACAGGGGACUAUGAAAAGUUGACUGAUGCCGAGAAACUCCAGCUCUGCUCUGGUGGUAACAUCACAAAAGUGGAAUGUUAUGUGUCCACUGGUGACAUUCCAAGCUACAGUUCUGGAGAAGUGCUAGAGUGUUCCCCUGAUAGAGGACUUAUAUGUAACAAUGCUGAUAACUUCCCUAUUCCUUGCUCAGACUACAAAGCCAGAUUUUUCUGUCAAUGUGCAGCACCUGUUACUGACACCAACAGUAAGACCACCAAUAUAGCCCCAACAAAACCAGAUGGACACAAUGUUCAGUCCACCACCUCCCCAACUCCACCCCCUAUUCCAUGUGUAGGAGGCUGGUCAUCUUGGAUCAACCACAACAACCCUGCUAGCGGCACAGGAGAUCAUGAAAAGUUGACUGAUGCUGAGAAACUCCAGCUCUGCUCUGGUGGUAACAUUACAAAAGUAGAAUGUUAUGUGUCCACUGGUGACAUUCCAAGCUACAGUUCUGGAGAAGUGCUAGAGUGUUCCCCUGAUAGAGGGUUAAUCUGUAAUAAUGCUGAUAACUUCCCUAUUCCUUGUUCUGACUACAAGGCCAGAUUCUUCUGUCAAUGUGCAGCACCUGUCACUGGUGCCAACAGUAAGACGACCAACAUUGCUCCCACCAAACCAGACAGUGGACACAAUGUCCAGUCCACCACCUCUCCAACCCCACCCCUCAUUCCAUGUGUUGGAGGGUGGUCAUCUUGGAUCAACCACAACAACCCAGCCAGUGGUAACGGAGACUAUGAAAAGUUGACUGACGCUGAGAAGCUCCAGCUCUGCUCUGGUGGUAACAUCACAAAGGUGGAAUGUUUCACUGGUGAUAUCCCAAGCUACAGUUCUGGAGAAGUGCUUGAGUGCUCUCCUGACAGAGGGUUAAUCUGUAAUAAUGCUGAUAACUUCCCUGUUCCUUGUUCAGACUACAAGGCCAGAUUCUUCUGUCAAUGCCCAGCUUCAACAACCCAGCCAACUGGCACAGCUGCCCUACAUGGUGGCACCACAAGGCCAGUUCAGACUGACUCCAGUGGUCAUCCAGUAUCCACCACCACCAUGGCACCACCACAACACAAGGUCUGCAGAUCAGGCUUUACAGACUGGAUCAACAGGGAUCGACCAGAGACUGGAAAUGGAGACCACGAGGCUCUGACUGAUGCAGAGAAGGCUGACCGCUGUCCUGGGGGAAGAAUGACCAGAGUGGAAUGUUACGCCGAGGCUGGAGACAUUCCGUCGUACAGCUCUGGGGAGGUUCUGACAUGUGACACAGCCACAGGUCUAACAUGUAACAAUGCCGAUAACUUUCCAGUCACCUGCACAGACUACAAGAUCAGAUACUACUGCCAAUGUCAAGACAAUGUAAGUGGUGGAAGCACUCCUCCUGUUGCAAUAGAUACCAUGACACCCUCAAUAACGCCUCCCCCUCAGUGUCAGACGAGGUGGUCUUCAUGGAUAAACACGGAUAAUCCAACAUCCGACGGAAUGGAGUAUGAACACUGGACAGCUGUUCAGAAGCUGCAGUUCUGUCCUGGUGGAAGCAUUGACAAGAUUGAGUGUGUGACCUCUGAUGGUGACAUCCCAUCCUACAGCUCAGGAGAGAUGUUGACAUGUUACCCUGACAGCGGACUUGUGUGCAGGAAUGCUGACAACUUCCCUGUACCAUGUUCUGACUACAAGAUUCGGUACCACUGUCAAUGCUCUGGACCAAUACCAGGUAAAAAUCUUAGAACCACCCCAAGUCCAAACCAGUCCCAGACCACUAAGAAUACACCCACCAAUAUCCCGACAGUCUGUAAAGCCUCAAUGGGAAUGGAGAGCAAACAAAUUCGUAAUGAAAUGAUCACAGCCUCGAGUUUCCGUGAUGCCAAUAGCAGCCCAGAGAAAGCCCGACUGAACACUAAUGGAUUCUGGAUGCCGGCUAUGGACACAAAGUCUGAAUACCUACAGAUUGACUUCCUACAGCAGGCAUACUUAACUGGUAUCACCACCCAGGGCCGUCCUGAUGCCCCUACAUACGUUACCUCAUACAAAGUUCAGUUCUCCACAGACGGCAUCAACUGGAAUAUGUACAGAGAGACAGGGGCAGAAAAGAUUUUCAGUGGAAACUUUGAUUCCUCUACACCAGUGACGUAUUACUUCACCAGUCCUCUUCACGCCAGAUUCCUAAGAAUCCUUCCACAGACAUGGCAAGGAAAAAUAGCACUGAGAGUGGAAGUCAUUGGCUGUCCUGUGACCUAUCCCACCACCACCCCACUACCCACUCCUAAGCCUACGACUGCUGCAUUGACACCAGCCCUAAAACCUGGAGUCACUUCAACCAUAAGAGAAUCUUGUGUCCAGUAUGAUACCUGGGUUAAUGUGGGUCACAACACACCUGGAUCUACAGGUGACAGAGAACCAAUUGACAAGGUGAAAGAGCUGUCACACAACUGUCAGAAUCCACUCAAGAUUCAGUGUCAAACCGUAGGGGGCAUGGCCUAUGACCAGACGGGACAGAUUGUCAGCUGUAACCUGUGGGAGGGUCUGACCUGUAACAAUAUGGACCAGUUUGACCCCACAGGGUGUUUGGACUACAGGGUCCGACUCGGUUGUUUAAAACAGACUCCAGAGUGUGUUCCAAUGCCCAACACAAACCUACACAAAACAGUGGCACCCGUUUUGAACCCUCAUGUGGUUCCAUGCUUUGAGGGACUUGACACCUCCCAAUGUCCGAACUGUUCUGCUGGUCUCUACUGUGAUGGAAUGAGAUGUGUGAAGAAAGCGGACUGUACAUGUCAAUACAAUAACAAGAUUAUCAUGAAAUCGGACAUUGUUACAACAGAUAUGUGUGAGACUUGUCAGUGCUACAGUGGUGAACUAAGAUGUGUUCCUAAGAGCUGCCCACCUUGUUCUGCUGGUGAAACAAAAGUAGUCAACAUGACUAGCUGUAGCUGUUCAUGCAAGUCAUGUGAUGCCAACCAAUUCAGAUGUGGAAACGGACAAUGUAUCCCAGCAUCCUCCAAGUGUGAUGGUGUCAUCGAUUGCGACAACGAUGAAGUUGGAUGCUUGGUACAACCUCAUUUCACACCUCCUUCUAUCCCCACGCUGUCACCAGUUCCCGGCUCUCACGUGGUGCCAGUCCACCAGUCAACCCCAUUUCAUGAUGGCCAUCAGACGCACACCAAACCUCAAACUUGCCACUCUCGCUGGUCAGGCUGGAUGAACACGCACCACCCUGGGGACCCAGGAAGCCAUGGGGAUCAUGAGCCCUCUGCCGCUGAAUUUUCCAAAACCAACAAUUUCUGUACUAGUGGCUCUAUAACAAAGGUUGAAUGUUACUCUGUCUCAAUGGAUGCCCCUGCUGAGUCCUCGGGCGAGAUCCUGACCUGUACCCCCGAAAGGGGACUCGUGUGUGACGACUCGGACAAUUUCCCCAUCCCGUGUGGCGAUUACAAGAUCAGAUACUUCUGCGCAUGUGCUAACAAUACCUCAGUUGUUUCCCCAGUCACAACACCAGUCCCUCAGCCCUCUUGUGAUUCUGUCCACUGCCAAGCUCUGGUCAAACCUCCCAUGAUGCCCGGAGAAGUGGCUCGUAUUGUGAAGACUUCCGAUGGGUGCUGUGAUAAGUAUGAGUUGGUUUGUAAACCAGAAACCUGUACGAUUCACCCCCUGACUUGUACCCCUCCUCAGCUGAUGAAGAAUAUCAACCCAGGGGAAUGCUGUCCAACAUUCCAGUGUGAGUGCCCAGCAGUGUGUCCCACCGCAGUUAAACCGACAUGUCAGGCGGGAAAAGUUGCAGUGCCAGUCGAUACUACUUGUAAUUGUACCAGUUACACAUGUGUGAGUCGUGUCCCAUUAGACUAUGGACCUGCAGUCUGUUGGUACAAACACUCUAAUGGUUCAAGCCUUUCCUACAAGGUGAAUGAAACCUGGACAGAUGGAGCAUGUAAAUCCUGUGAAUGUGAGAAACGACUGGGAGGAAAUGUCGAGACAGUAUGUCACAGAGAGAGAUGUAAAGCCUGCCCUCUGGGCACAACUUUAGACAAUAGUGACCCUAACAGCUGCUGUGGUACGUGUAAAGAGACAGGGUGUGUGGUGGAUGGAAAUGUUUACAGGGAUGGAGAGGCAAUACCAAAUGCAAUGAAAUGCUACACAAAGACCUGUUCAGCAAGUUCAUAUGGCUUCCUGAUAAAAGAAACACAAAUACAAUGUCACACAGACAAUCUCCCAGCAUGCAAAGGGAAUACAACAGAGUAUGACCAGUCAGGGUGCUGUCCUAUGUGUAUACUAACACCUACAAGUUCCAACCUUGUAGGUUCCAGCAAUAGCUGUUCAACCUGCCAACCCACUCUACAGUUUGGAAACCCAGUAUUGACAGUAGGCUAUUUCACUCUCACAGAAGGAACUGUGACAUGUAGAAACGAGCAACCUGUAGCCGAUCUCAUGCAGUGCUCGGGUCAUUGUGAGUCCCAGGCUACCUAUACAAACGUUAUGAAGGGAUUCACAAAUAAGUGUAAUUGUUGCCAGCCCAUACGAACUGUUACAAGGACUGCCGUUCUCACGUGUUCUGACAAAACCACACGAACCAAAUCGUACACUGUUCCUGAAGUGUGCGGAUGUAGAGCUUGUACCAGUGGAACCUGAUUGGACGAUUACAAUUAAAUCUCAUUUACCCCCCGUUUUUGACCAGUAUUUAGUUUAAAGACCAUAUUUUAUACAAAGACAUGUUUUUUUUAUGAAUAUAUAUUUUUAACUUCUCAUCCUAGGUUGUAUAUAUAUUUUUGUGCUAUUUUGUUGUUGUUCAUCUUCAAUCUCAUGUUAUAUAAAUAAAUGCAACUGUUACAA